Molecule: messenger RNA, 992 nt
Organism: Hevea brasiliensis (rubber tree)
Lineage: Eukaryota; Viridiplantae; Streptophyta; Magnoliopsida; Malpighiales; Euphorbiaceae
Product: cyclin-dependent protein kinase inhibitor SMR6
Exons: 1
Coding region: 120-446 (108 amino acids)
Biological process (GO): regulation of DNA endoreduplication
Source: RefSeq, a predicted model, not a curated record
CCCCCCCCUCCCCUCUCCUCUUUCUUUAUUCUCUUUACGCUUUAUUCCUUAUUCCCUGCAGGCUAGCCUCCUAAUCCUAUAUUACUCGAAGGGUUUUCUUUGUUUUUUGGAUCCAAAACAUGGGGUUCUCAGGGAAGCCUCAAGUUGAUUCUGGCUUGGAAUUGGAUGCUAAAAAAUGGGUUAUUGCUGGAAUUCCUUUAAGAGCUCCUUUAAAGCCCAUUUUUACAAAUCCUGUGGAGAAAGAAAGCGAAAGUAGUGAUGAGUGUUCGACCGCCACUACACCGACAAGUGAAGAUGCUAGAAUUCCGACGAGACUUGCGUGCCCUCUGGCUCCCAAGAAGCGAAAGGCUACUUUGAAAUGUAAUUACAGUGGUGUUAGAGAGUUCUUUACUCCUCCUGACUUGGAAACUGUUUUUAUACGCCAUGUUGAAAGGGCUACUAAUUGAUUGAUGAUGAUUACUUGCGUUUUGCUUCUUUUUCCUUUCCAAUUCCCUCGUACCUUUAUGUUUUUUUUUUUUUUUCUUUUGUUUCUUUGGUUUUUCAGUUAGGGCACUUUUUAAUUAGCUAGUGUUUAUUUUAGGAGGAGCUUGUGUAUACAGUUUGUAUAAGUAAAUAAAAGCUACAAUUUAGCUUGCUUUUCGAAGCUCCUUUAGGGAUUUGUUCUCUGUCUAGAUCUCUCUCACAAGCUUCUUGUUAUGAUUAUUUAUUGUUCACAAGUUUCUUUAAUAUCCUUUUGUGCUUCUGUAUGUGUCGUUCUUGCAUGGAAAACCCAUGAAUCAUUCUUUGUUCUCCCUUUAAAAUCAUAGGGAGUAAACAAAGAGAAUUAUUGGUCACCCAAAGAGGUGUUUCAGAGCACGAGAGCUGCUGUUUCAACUGUGUAACAAUGUGAUAUAGCUAGCUAGCUAGCUAUAGUUUGGCCACAAACAUGCGUAAGUGUUCCCACGUGUAUGAUUUCAAGUUCAAAGGUAAUGGAUUUAAGUCAGUUGUUCUUA